AUGUGGGGACAAUUCGAGUACACCCCUGUGUCGAAGCCCGGUGCCGUUGGGACGAGUAUGCCGGCCGCGCUAAAGGGCGAGCGCGACAAGGAUGGAAUGAUUUCCGACAACUACAAGGGCCGUCCACGCAACGCCGAUCCAUUCCACCCGCAUGCGCCGAAUCCCGACAGGGCCAAGACGGUCUCCGACUGGACGAAGGGCCAUAUGAAGGAGCGGCGUGAAGAGGCGAAGAGGGCCAAGGAAAAUAAA
Messenger RNA from Mesorhabditis spiculigera, 249 nucleotides. The record is from the annotation of a GenBank genome assembly. NCBI's taxonomy places the organism in Eukaryota, Metazoa, Nematoda, Chromadorea, Rhabditida, Rhabditidae.